GCCCUCCCUCAAAAGACAGAGUCUGUAAUCAUGCAGAAAAGGACGGUCCAGCAUAAUGACUAUUUGGACAUUCUUCAUGCCUCCUCUUCUCUGCCUCCAAACAUAGCUCAAGUUUAAUUUAUUCCAGGCUCACGAAUUCUAAUUUUAUUCUUCACCCACAUGGCACUUGGGACUGAGUUAAAGUCUGGGUAGUAUAGGUGACCUCAAAAGGCAGCGGAGUCAAACGAGCCACGGAAAGCUGGAGGGGAAAGACUGAUGGAACGCACAGAGGAUGCGAAUUCUCUGGCUGCCGAGGGGAUGAAGCGCAGACUCGGGGUGACCAGAACGAUGACGAACGAGGAAAGAAGGCUAAGGGAGACAGAGAGGAAAAGAACGGAAUAGGAGGGAGUCGAUGAGGCUCAUGAGCAAACGGGAAGAGUCCUUUAAACGUGAAGGACCAUGCAGGGUCAUCAGAAAGGGGAAUGGAUUAGAGGGAGAAGUGGAGUCUGACGUGGGGUCACAGUCUUUCCGUAAUAAAGAGGGCGCCUAGUACUGCCUGAGGCUUGAACCCAGCCUGAGAAACCACAUCUGAAAAAUCGUGCUUAUGUCUGCAGUAUCAGCUUGGAUUCCUCAGGUUAUUCAGGGAUGGAUUAUCUUCAGCAUUGUUAAAUAUAUUAGCAUCAGUUUAGGAGAUGGCUUCUUUGCAAAGGAAAGGGCUGCAAGCAAGGAUUCUCAGCUCUGAAGAACAGGAGAAACUAAAAAGAGAUCAAGCUUUGGUGUCUGAUUUUAAGCAGCAAAAACUGGAGAAAGAGGCUCAGAAGAACUGGGACCUUUUUUACAAAAGAAAUAGUACUAACUUCUUCAAAGAUAGACACUGGACCACCAGAGAGUUUGAGGAGCUCAAAUCAUGUAGAGAGUUUGAAGAUGAAAAAUUGACUAUACUUGAAGCUGGCUGUGGUGUUGGGAACUGUUUAUUCCCACUUUUGGAAGAAGAUCUGAAUAUCUUUGCCUAUGCCUGUGAUUUUUCUCCAAGAGCAGUUGAAUAUGUCAAGGUAUUAAAACCAGGCAAAAGCGUCUUGUUUCGUGACUAUGGGCUGUAUGAUCAUGCCAUGCUUAGAUUUAAAGCUGGCAGCAAACUUGGAGAAAACUUUUAUGCUAGACAAGAUGGAACCAGAUCAUAUUUUUUUACUGAUGAAUUCCUGGCUCGGCUCUUUACGGACACAGGUUAUGAAGAAGUGGUGAAUGAGUAUGUGUUUCGUGAGACGGUGAACAAAAAAGAAGGCCUGUGUGUUCCAAGAGUUUUCCUUCAGAGCAAAUUCCGAAAGUGUCCUAAGAACCCAACUCCUGUGACCCUGGGCCCAGGUCACAAGUCCUGACCUUUCACGAGGUUGCCAUUUGUGCCUCCCUUUAAAAAGGAAAAUCUAAAGUCACUCUUCAUUUUGUGUAUUUUUAUAGUUUAACUUUUUUAAAUGAGGAUGUAUAAUUUUUAUAUUAAAAAAGGAGCAAGUGUC
Messenger RNA from Ailuropoda melanoleuca (giant panda), 1490 nucleotides. It is a transcript of the gene METTL6, whose product is annotated as methyltransferase 6, tRNA N3-cytidine. Bases 672 to 1355 code for a protein of 227 amino acids. Lineage: Eukaryota; Metazoa; Chordata; Mammalia; Carnivora; Ursidae. The transcript has 5 exons. The record is from RefSeq and is a predicted model, not a curated record.